Molecule: messenger RNA, 1624 nt
Organism: Apis florea (little honeybee)
Lineage: Eukaryota; Metazoa; Arthropoda; Insecta; Hymenoptera; Apidae
Biological process (GO): cortical actin cytoskeleton organization
Cellular component (GO): cytoplasm; cytoskeleton
Molecular function (GO): actin filament binding
Source: RefSeq, a predicted model, not a curated record
UAGCCGUUACGUUGGGCGCGAGCGGCGUAUCGACCGGCGAGGGGGCGGGAUGGAGGGCGCAGGCGCGAACGGCUCGCCGCAGGCGACGGGUCCAAAGCUGCGCGGCAUCGCCCGCUUCUGUAUCAACACGUUCAGAGUGUUCUACGCGAGGGCCGCGUUCGCCAGGCCCGCGCCCGUUCCUCUACCCGCCGCUUCCACCAGCCCGACCACCGCCGCCGCCGCCUUCUCCCGUCGUCAUCGAGGAGGUCUGCUCGAGGAGGAAUCGUUCGAGGCGAUGGGCAACUUGCAGAGCGACGCGAGGAGGAAAGGGAGGAAGGGGAAAGGGGCGAGCGCACCUGGGUCCGUGGAGGAUGGCCUGGAGGAUGGCGUGGAGGCCGAGGAUGGAGGAGGAGAGGCGGAGGAGACGGUUGGAAGGAAGGCGGAACAGGCGGGGAUCGGGACUCUGGAGAAACGACAGACCCACAAGAGGCAAGCACCGAAACCGCCUGCCGAGAAGAAGGUCAGCCCGGAUAUCAGACAAGACUCGGAAAAGAGAGAUUGCACGCGAGAGGAGAGAUUGAUCGGGAUCGAGAAGGUUGAAAGGGACGAGGACGAAUCUGGAAAAUCGAUAGAUUCGGCGAGGAAGGAUGAGGGAAAAGACGCGUCGCCGUUACCGGGAACGACGACGAUCAAACCCACGGAUCAAACCCAGAAGCAAGAACCCACGCUUCUGGUCACGGAUUCGUGGCGGUUGGCCAACAAGUGCAUGGUCGUUGCCGAGCUGUCGAUGCCGCCGAGUCAAGAAUCGUCGAGCGACAGUGUGUUCACCGAUCCCGAGGAAUUGGCCGCGAACGCCGCGAAAGAGGAAGCCGCCAAGGCGCCAUCUAUCACGGGGAUCCCACCGAAAAAUCAACGGAUCGAACCCUCUUCCAUAUCCCCGCUUUUCGAGCGACGAAUCGUCGGCACGUUGAUCUCGGCCCUCCCGGACCAAUUGAAGUCGAUACUCACGGAGGCCGAAGUCGAGCAAUUUGCAUCCAGAAUAUAUUCCAGUCUCGUCUCGGACGGUAUCAUCGGAUCGAUCACAAUCGAUGGCGUCGCCCGGAACAAGGAUUUCGCGGAAGAUUCGUGCGAGCACAGGGACACGCCAUCCGUAUCCGUCGCUUUAACUUCCGAACGGGUUUCCGGCAACGAGCGACGCGACACCGAGAACGAGUUAUUGAAACAGGAACUCGAACGGCUUCGCGAGUUCGCCAAAAAUGCGGGAAAAAGUACCCAGGGUAAAUCCACUCAAACGUCCCCGACGGCGACACUUCCGCAGCCAACUUCACCAGCCCCCCACGAUGCCAACACUCGCCGAGACCAGCCCGUCGCCCCUUGUUCGAGCGCCGCCUCCAAGGACGCGACCACGACUCCUCGAGGACCACCACUCGGCCGAUUAUCCUUCGCCCUUCCCCACCCGCCCUCCUCACCCGCCCAACUCGCCUCUCCGCCGCCGCCCCCACCUCCACCACCGCCGCCACCUCCCCCGCCCCACCCUCGCCCUUCCUAGACUACCGUUCCCUCAACAAAUCCACCUCCUCCCCGCCGUCCUACCCCAUCCCGCCCCCGCCACCCCUCCCCUCGCAACGAGCCACCUCCCUAUCCU